This is a messenger RNA of Cucumis melo (muskmelon), 784 nucleotides long. Its product is annotated as peptide methionine sulfoxide reductase B5-like. The transcript has 3 exons. Lineage: Eukaryota; Viridiplantae; Streptophyta; Magnoliopsida; Cucurbitales; Cucurbitaceae. The record is from RefSeq and is a predicted model, not a curated record. Gene Ontology annotation, molecular function: peptide-methionine (R)-S-oxide reductase activity. The coding region runs from base 150 to 569 and encodes 139 amino acids. Gene Ontology annotation, biological process: response to oxidative stress; protein repair.
CAAGUUCAUUCUUUCUUUAGAAAGCUAUAUGUUAAAUUUAAAAGACGAUGCCACUUCCUUCACCUCCUCAUUGACUCGUUACUCGUCCAUCGCUCGAGGAAGAACACGACGGAUCCUGAUCGACGGCUGCAAUUCUCGUAAACAUUUUUAUGGCCGCCCCAUCUGCACCAGCUUCCAUUCAGAAAUCAGAGGAAGAAUGGCAAGCUAUACUCUCUCCGGAACAGUUUCGGAUUCUUCGCCAGAAAGGAACUGAGCCUCGUGGCACUGGGAAAUACGACAAGUUUUAUGAAGAAGGAAUAUACCACUGUGCAGGCUGUGGAACCCCACUUUAUAAGUCAAGCACCAAAUUCAAUUCUGGCUGCGGCUGGCCUGCUUUCUUUGAGGGUUUUCCUGGAGCAAUUAAUCGCUUUCCGGACCCUGAUGGAAGGAGAACUGAGAUAACAUGUGCUGCAUGUGGUGGGCAUUUGGGUCACGUUUUUAAAGGCGAAGGGUUCGGGACACCUACUGAUGAACGUCAUUGUGUCAACAGCAUUUCAGUCAAGUUUGCUCCUGCUAAUGCUUCACAGUGAAGCCUCUCAGAGGCAGUCAUAACCUCAGUAUGUAUUGUAGAAUUGUUUUGGCAAAUGAUUGAUAUGUUCAGCAGUAUGUUGCUAAUAAAGACGUGAAGUUAAGCAUGAAUAUUCUUACUUUAUGGCUGCAUCUUAAACUUAUUAGUAACUUCUUCUAGUCUUCUAAAACCGUUAAUUCUAUAAGAUUUGCUCACCAAAAUGGUUUUUGUCUGUGA